AUGUCCAGCUUCACGCCCACCUCCAUGCAGCUGCGCCCCGCCGCGCUGCCUCUCCCCCCGUCGCAGCUCAACGACAGCAAAAAGCACCUCCUUCUCGCCGCCUCGGGCUCCGUCGCCACCAUCAAGAUCCCAGCCAUCAUCACUGCGCUCGCGCGCCACCCGCGCCUGUCCAUCCGUGUCGUCCUGACGGCGUCGGCGGCCGCCUUCCUGGCGGGCCAGUCGCCGGAGCAGCCGACGCUGGCAUCCGUCGCCUCACUGCCCAACGUCGACGCCGUGUACCUGGACGAGGACGAGUGGCGCGAGCCGUGGGUGCGCGGCAACUCGAUCCUGCACAUCGAGCUGAGGCGUUGGGCCGAUCUGCUGGUCGUCGCGCCGCUGAGCGCGAACACGAUGGCGAAGAUGGUGGGUGGUAUUUGCGAUAACUUGCUCCUGUCCACCAUCAGGGCGUGGGAUACGAACGGCGCGCUGGACCCCGUGAGGCUGCCGGCGGCGGAUGGUGCGGGUGAUGCUGACAAGGUGCCGGGGGCGAGGAAAAAGAGGAUCAUUGUUGCGCCGGCGAUGAAUACAGCGAUGUGGGAGCAUCCCGUUACGAGUAAGCAGAUUAGAGUCUUAGAAGAGGAGUGGGGCAUCGCGAAUGGUGGGUGGGUGGAAGUGCUGAGGCCGAUUGAAAAGACGAUUGCGUGCGGAGAUACUGGGAGUGGUGGAAUGAAGGAGUGGAAGGAGAUCGUGGGCGUGAUCGAGGAGAGAAUGGAGCUGAGCAGCGCAUGA
Messenger RNA from Lasiodiplodia theobromae, 768 nucleotides. RefSeq names its product Phosphopantothenoylcysteine decarboxylase. The record is from RefSeq and is a predicted model, not a curated record. Gene Ontology annotation, molecular function: FMN binding; phosphopantothenoylcysteine decarboxylase activity. The transcript has a single exon. The coding region runs from base 1 to 768 and encodes 255 amino acids. Gene Ontology annotation, cellular component: phosphopantothenoylcysteine decarboxylase complex. Gene Ontology annotation, biological process: coenzyme A biosynthetic process. NCBI's taxonomy places the organism in Eukaryota, Fungi, Ascomycota, Dothideomycetes, Botryosphaeriales, Botryosphaeriaceae.